This is a messenger RNA of Coregonus sp. 'balchen', 8804 nucleotides long. Lineage: Eukaryota; Metazoa; Chordata; Actinopteri; Salmoniformes; Salmonidae. The record is from the annotation of a GenBank genome assembly.
CGUCUGUUAAGUGUGGUGGGGGACCCUUCAAGGUUUCAUCACUGACUCUACAGUACAGUACAUAUGUAUGUGUCCAUUGCCUAUAUAGGACUACGGUACAGAUAGAGGGUGAGUGAAGACUCUGCUGAGAGAUGACGGACCUGGAGGCAUCGACAGUGGGUGAAACCCCUCCCCCAUACAUUAUCUUCCUCCUGGUUUUCUUCUUCUUCAUCACGGGCCUCCUGGGUUUCCUGGUCUGCCACCUGCUGAAGAAGAAGGGCUACCGCUGCAGGACAGGGGAGGAGGAAGAGGAAGAUGAGGAGGAGUGUAAGCAGAAACUGGGACCAGACAAGAAUGGUAAGUAUCUACCAGGGAAAACAAGGAUCUGUCAGAAAGAGUUUUAUAUAUUGGCUUUGGAUCUAUCCAUUGAUUUCAGGAUCAGGGAUAUGGCUUGAAGAAGUUAACAAGCAUCCAUUAUUGAUUUUCUAAGGCAGAUACAUAAGGUAUGUGUGACUUUUUUCAAUGGUGUCAGUCUUUAUCCAAAGGGUCUUGGGCUUUUGCCAAACAGGAAACAGAGGCACUCUGUUGUACUGUUUAGUUUAAGAGGAUGCUUAUUCAGCUUGAAUUCCUAUGUAAACAUUGGACACUCACGAAGAAGUCAUAUUUUCCAUAUUGAAUUAGUGAGUACUUCAAAAGCCGGCCCCUUAUUGGAUGCUUUAGUUGAAAUAAACUACCUUAAAGGAGCUGUAGAAUCGGUUGAUUCACACAAACAGAAAUAAGCUUCUUUCAUUGAAGUGAUGAAAAAUGGUUAAGGUCGACAACUUUGAGAAUUUCCUUUACUAAUCUUGAAUGAUGAUGGAGCAAGCUUGGGGGCAAGCUGCUUCGUCAGACAAUCUUUCAUAUAUUACAGAUGAUGAAGAAGAGGACAAUCAAGACACUGUUGAACAAAUCCUGAAGUGCAUCAUUGAAAAUGAAGGUAGUAACUCAAGAAACAACACAAUAGAUACUAGAUAUUGUCAAUACCUUAGGCAUUACACUUCAAUACUGCAAUUUAAAUUGUGCUUUAAAAUAAAAGUGUCAUUUUUGGGUUCUGUUUUGCUUUCUAGCCAACAUGGAAGCCUUCAAGGAGAUGCUAGGAAAACAGAAUAUUUGUGAACAUCAUGAUCCUACGUAUGUAUGGCUAAUACUAACUUUUUUGAUUUGGUUAUGAUAUCUAUUAUUCAUGUAAGUACAUUCACAUUCACCUUGCCUUAAAAAUAUACUGAAAAGAAGUACACUUAAAAAUGUGAACUAUUUUGAUUUAGAAAAUUAAGCACAGCUUGUUCAAACAUUAAGCCUCUUUUAGAUAUAAAACAUUGAUUUACAUUAUGUUUAGAUCCUCUGACUGGCAUUACUCCAUGGUUGUAUUAACCCUGGGCGAAAGUCUUUUAGUGUGCAGAGCUAAGGGAAACAAGUGCCUUACUUCCUAAGAGCACCAACUCUCUCAAGUAAUAUAGUCCUAGUUUAUUUUAGCUCUUAAACAAACCAGUAUUUGUGUGGUACAUAAUACAUAUGGUUCAAAUGCAGGUCUUCUGUACUCGGCGUACCGUACUACAGGUUUUUUCCUCCUGCUUUAGGGUGUGGCGUUUUCAGAGAGGCCACAGUAAUGGGUGCACAUUUCACUGUGCCUGUGGAAGGCAGACUGAGCCUGGAUAAAGUGUAUCGUGUGUAGCUUGUAUUUAUCCUGGGACCAGACGGUAGCUUUACAGUGGGGUGCCCAGCCCCUCUGUUCCUGUGUCCCUGUAGGCAGCUGUGUAUGCAGUCAGUGUCUCUUACCUUGGGCUGUCUGUCCCAUGGGGCCAACUGGCUUAUUGUUGCCCUGGCAUCAGUAGCUCUAUUAUGGGAUCUGAUCUUUACUGCCGUGUUCUGAGGCAAAACACAAAUAGUCUCCCAACAUAUUAUGCUACUACUGUACUCCAACAAAGUGUUACUCACGUCCAUAUAAAGCAUUUGAGGAAGACAUAGAGAGAGAGAGAAGAAAAGCUAAGAAACAGAGCAAGAGAGAACAGCUAUUCUACUCCCAACAUCUCCCAACAACAUGCUACUACUCACAUCCAUAUAAACAGUGGUGUAAAGUACUUAAGUAAAAACGCUUUAAAGUACUACUUAAGUCGUUUUUUUGGGUAACUGUACUAUACUUUACUAUUUAUAUUUUUGACUACUUUUACUUUUACUUCACUACAUUCCUAAAGAAAAUAAUGUACUUUUUACUCCAUACAUUUUAGACUUGUACUCAAGUAGAAUUUUACUGGAUGACUUUCACUUAUACUUGAGUUAUUUUCUAUUAAUGUAUCUUUACUUUUACUCAAGUAUGACAAUUGGAUACUUUUUUCACCACUGCAUAUAAAGAAUUCUAGGUUGAGAUGAUCGAGGGCAUUUGAGAGAAACUCCGACCCAGUGAUGUGCUGUGAUAAUAUAGCUGUGAUGUGCUACUAGCGUAUUGGAGAGAGGAAAACUGAUUUAUGCUUUUUAAUUAGAUCCAGAUUCUUACUUGGUACCUCUAGGUUGAGUGUUUUAGUGUUCCUGCCUGUUUGCCAAGCUAGUGCUCAGACUGAUAGCAGCCUGCAGGGCUGUGGCGUUUGUUGGCCACCCAUUCGUAUUCUUCCCACACUCUCAGCCAGCUACAGCAGCACAGCUACAGACACCUCCCCAGGGAUGCUGCAGUCUUGAUGGGAGGGAGGGCACAGACAGAGGCGGUCAGAGUGGGGAACCGAGGGACUAAUAGAUCACACUAGAGACUCAUAUUUCACAGACAGACUCCAAUAAAUAUGCUAGAAACCAGCAGCUGCUUCUUUAAAAAUUUCUCCUUAGAUGCUUGGAAAGAUGUCUUUGGCUUUGGAUGUUUUUGCUUAGUCAGGUUUCUAUGGUUCAGUGUGUUUGAAUGGAAAAUACAUAUGACAGAGUGAUUGCUUCAUUGUCUUUCCGAAAGGUUACUGCGCAAAGAGAGCCUGGGGGGUAUUCCACCUCAUCACCACACCGUGCACUCUGGCGCCCAGCUUGACCACAAGUCCUGCACACUCUGUGUGCAAGGGCGCUCCAAGAAGGCCCGACGCCGGAGCCGUGUACCUCGGAACAAUAAGCCGAGGACGCCGGGAGAGAGGAGAGAGUCCACUGUGUUUGCUGUGGGAAGGUGAGUCACACUGGUCUGCUCACUGGUGUUUGACAACACAAAACAUUCAUAUUGAAUUAUUUAAAUCUUUAUUUACACUCUUAGAAAAAGUGUUCCAAAAAGGUUACUUGGCUGUCCCUAUAGGUGAACCCUUUCUGGUUCCAGGUAGAACCCUUUCCACAGAGGGUUCUACAUGGAACCCAAAAGUGUUCUACCUGGAACCAAAAGUGUUCUAGCUGGAAGCAAAAAUGUUUCUUCAAAGGCUUCUCCUAUGGGGACAGCCGAAAAACCGUUUUAUGUUGUAGAUAGCACCUUUUUUUCUAAGAGGGUAACCAAGUAAGUAAUUAAGAACACAUUUUAUUUUACAAUAACGACCCUGUAGCCACAUCUACCCCUUAUGGUCUAAGGGCCUGGGGCUGGGUUUCUACUAAGCUAACAUUUGGAAUUGUUUUAAGAUGGUCAUACCAAGGAAUUACCAAAAUGAAGUAUGUUUUGAAGUGUCUGUCUUAUAUCUGAGAGAUAUAAGAAAGCUCAGUAAAUUAUUAAAAAUAUAUUUGUACAAAUUUCUAACCCCUUUGUUGGGCACUAAACUACUCAGUGGUGGAAAAAGUACCCAAUUGUCAUACUUUAGUAAAAAUAAAGAUACCUUAAUAGAAAAUUACUCAAGUAAAAGUGAAAGUCACCCAGUAAAAUACUACUUCAGUAAAAGUCUAAAAGUAUUUGCUUUUAAAUAUAUUUAAGUAUCAAAAGUAAAUGUAAUUGCUAAAAUAUACUUAAGUAUCAAAAGUAAAAGUAUAAAUAAUUUAAAAUGUCUUAUAUUAAGCAAACCAGACAGACAGCCUCAUUUUCUUGUUUUUUUUAUUUACGGAUAGCUAGGGGCACGCUCCAACACUAAGAUAUAAUUUACAAACGAAGCAUGUGCUUAGUGAGUCCGCCAGAUCAGAAGCAGUAGGGAUGACCAGGGAUGUUCUCUUGAUAAGUGUGUGAAUUAGACCAUUUUCCUGUCCUGCUAAGCAUUCAAAAUGCAAAAAGUACUUUUGGGUGUCAGGGAAAAUGUAUGGAGUAAAAAGUACAUCCUUUUCUUUAGGAAUGUAGUGAAGUAAAAGUAGUCAAAAAUAUAAAUAGUAAAGUAAAGUACAGAUACCCCAAAAAACUACUUAAGUAGUACUUUCAAGUAUUUUUACUUAAGUACUUUACACCACUGAAACUACUUUCAUAUAUACCUCCAUAAUAUUUUUUUAACUGGUACCUGGCUAACUUCAGAUGAGUCUUGUGAGGCUUGUCAAAUAAAAUAAAAUAAAAUAAAAUUUAAUUGGCCACAUGCGCCGAAUUCAACAGGUGCAGACAUUACAGUGAAAUGCUUACUUACAGCCUUUAACCAACAGUGCAUUUAUUUUUAAUUAAAAAAGUAAAAUAAAACAACAAAAAAGUGAUGAGAAAAAAAAGAGCAGAAGUAAAAUAAAUCAGUUUUUAAUGUCCCAUUGGUAGGAUAACCGUAAUCUUAGGUAAUCCCAUUUCUUCUCAAAUGAUUGAAAAUUGGCUAAUAGGAUUGAUGGUAGAGGCAGUUUACUCGCUCGCUGUCGGAUCCUUACAAGGCACCCCGACCUACGUCCACGAUAUCUCCGUCUCUUCCUCAUGCAAAUGACGGGGAUUUGGGCCUUGUCGGGUGUCUGUAGGAUAUCCUUCGCGGCCGCCUCGUUGAAGAAAAAAUCUUCGUCCAAUACGAGGUGAGUAAUCGCUGUCCUGAUAUCCAGAAGCUCUUUUUGGUUAUAAGAGACGAUGGCAGAAACAUUAUGUACAAAAUAAAUUACAAAUAAUGCGGAAAAACACACAUAAUAGUACAAUUGGUUAGAGGGCUGUAAAACGGCAGCCAUCUUCUCCGGCGCCAUUUGGAGCAAACAACCGACAUCUACACUAUAUAUACAAACGUAUGUGGACACCCCUUCAAAUUAGUAGAUUUGGCUAUUUUAGCCACACCCGUUGCUGACAGGUCUAAAAAAUUGAGCACAACGCCAUGCAAUCUCCAUAGACAAACACUGACAGUAGAAUGACCUUAAUGAAGAGCUCAGUGACUUUCAACGUGGCACCGUCAUAGGAUGCCACCUUUCCAACAAGUCGGUUUGUCAAAUUUCUGCCCUGCUAGAUCUGCCCCGGUCAACUGUAAGUGUUGUUUUUGCGAAGUGAAAACGUCUAGGAGCAAAAACGGCUCAGCCGCGAAGUGGUAGGCCACACAAGCUCACAGAACGGGAUCGCCAAGUGCUGAAGUGCGUAGCGUGUAAAAAUCGUCUGUCCUUGGUUGCAACACUCACUACCGAGUUGCCUCUGGAACAGUGGUGGAAAAAGAACACAAUUGUCAUACUUGAGUAAAAGUAAAGAUACCUUAAUAGAAAAUGACCCAAGUAAAAGUGAAAGUCAUCCAGGAAAAUACUACUUGGGUAAAAGUCUAAAAGUAUUUGGUUUUAAAUAUAUUUAAGUACCAAAAGUAAAUGUUAUUGCUAUAAUAUACUUAAGUAUCAAAACUAAAAGUAAAAGUAUAACUCAUUUCAAAUUCCUUAUAUUAAGCAAACCAGACGGCACCAUGAAAAAAAUUAAAAUUAUGGAUAGCUAGGGGCAUACUCCAGCACUCAGACAUACAUUUUAUAUUUACAUUUUAGUCAUUUAGCAGACGCUCUUAUCCAGAGCGACUUACAGUUAGUGAAUACAUAUUUUAUUAUACUGGCCCCCCCAUGGGAAUCAAACCCACAACCCUGGCAUUACAAACGCCAUGCUCUAUCAACUGAGCUACAUCCCUGCCGGCCAUUCCCUCCCCUACCCUGGACGACGCUGGGCCAAUUGUGCGCCGCCCAUGAGUCUCCCGGUCGCGGCCGGCUGCGACAGAGCCUGGAUUCGAACCAGGAUCUCUAGUGGCACAGUUAGCACUGCGAUGCAGUGCCUUAGACCACUGCGCCACUCAGGAGUGCAUACAGUGCAUUCGGAAAGUAUUCAGACCCCUUGACUAUUUCCACAUUUUGUUAUGUUACAGGCUUGUUCUAACAUUUAUUAAAUUGUUGUUUUUCCAAUCUACACACAAUACCAAUUCUUCCUCCAGACGUGACGCUUGGCAUUCAGGCCAAAGAGUUUCAUCUUGGUUUCAUCAGACCAGAAAAUCUUGUUUCUCAUGGUCUGAGAGUCCUUUAGGUGCCUUUUGGCAAACUCCAAGCGGGCUGUCAUGUGCCUUUUAAUGAGGAGUGGUUUCCGUCUGGCCCCACUAUCGUAAAGGCCUAAUUGGUGGAGUGCUGCAGAGAUUGUUGUCCUUCAGGAAGGUUCUCCCAUCUCCACAGAGGAGCUCUGUCAGAGUGACCAUCGAGUUCUUGGUCACCUCCCUGACCAAGGCCCUUCUCCCCCGAUUGCUCAGUUUGGCCGGGCAGCCAGCCCUAGGAAGAAUUUUGUUGGUUCCAAACUUCUUCCAUUUAAGAAUGAUGUAGGCCACUGUGUUCUUGGGGACCUUCAAUGCUGCAGAAAUCUUUUGGUACCCCCUUCCCCAGAUCUGUGCCUCAACGCAAUCCUGUCUCGGAGCUCUACGGACAAUUCCUUCGACCUCACGGCUUGGUUUUUGCUCUGACAUGCACUGUCAACUGUGGGACCUUAUAUUGACAGGUGUGUGCCUUUCCAAAUCAUGUCCAAUCAAUUAAAUGUAUCACAGGUGGACUCCAAUCAAGUUGUAAAAACAUCUCAAGGAUGAUCAAUGAAAACAGGAUGCACCUGAGCUCAAUUUCGAGUCUCAUAGCAAAGGGUCUGAAUACUUAUGUAAAUAAGGUAUUUCUGUUUUUUAUUUGUAAUACAAUUGCAAAAAUUUAUAAAAACCUGUUUUCACUUUGUCUUUAUGGGGUAUUGUGUCUAGAUUGAUCAGGAUUUUUUUUUAUUUAAUCCAUUUUAGAAUAAGGGUGUAACAUAACAAAAUGUGGAAAAAGGGAAUGGGUCUGAAUACUUUCCGAAUUAACUAUAAUUUACAAACGAAGCAUUUGUGUUUAGUGAGUCCAUCAGAUCAGAGGCAGUAGAGAUGCCAGGGAUGUUCUCUUGAUAAGUGUCUGAAUCGGACCAUUUUCCUGUCCUGCUAAGCAUUAACAAUUUAACUAGUACUUUUGGGUGUCAGGGAAAAUGUAUGGAGUAAAAAGUACAUUAUUUUCUAGCUUUUAUUUUGAUUAUGCCAAUUCGAUUUCCGCGGGGGGCGCGUGGACAUUGGCUCUAGGGGGUUUAGGAUUUAGGAUUCUGGGGAUUCAGAGGCCUUUGUGUUUGUGUUUAAGUACUUUACAUGUGUACAGUUAUGCUAUGUAAAGUCCUCAUCGUGGUGAUGUACUUAACUAACAGAGGUCCGUAUACCUACAGGUUCCGAGUCACCCACAUGGACAAAAAGGAUCAAGGGUCUGGCGACCAGUUAGACCAAUCGGAGGCCCUGGAUAGUGAGAAGGGGGAUGAGGAGGACCCCCAGAGGAAGGACGGGUACAACCUGCGGAGCAUGUUCAAAGACGUCAAAACGGACAGCACCAAUGGUGUGGUUCCCACCGCAGCCAAGCGGAAGAAGAGUCUGGUUCUAUUCUCGCUGCGCAGAGGUAGUGAUCCAGUGGGGGCCAAAGUGCCACUGAGCCAGCCCAUGGUAGAAGAGGAACCCCUCUUCACUGCUCCAUUGAAUACUUCUCCAUUGCAGACCUCCAGCCCUGUGAAGAUCCUGUCAUCCCAGCCCAGCCUGGACUCUGGUGCACCUGACGACACUGAGAUGGCCCCUGUUAAAAUGUCCCCCACUAGGGUCACUUUUGUAGUGUCCCCCACAGAGGGUCCCGUACCGGUCUCUCCCAACGUGAGUCCAGGAGGAGUCUCCCCCCUAACGCCCCCAAUACAAGAUUCCCCCACCACCACCCCAGUACAAGUCACCCCCAUGACCCCUGAGAUAUUCCCCCUUACCCCAGGCACCUCUAAUAACCCUACCCGUAGCCCCUUAAAUGUCUCUCCUAUCCCUACCCCUGUACAAGCCUCUCCAACCUCUAGCUUCUUGAAUGUCCCCCCUGACCUGUCCUCCAGAAAAGUGUCCCCCUCCCCUACUCCCUUAAUGGUGUCCCCCGACCCUUCCCCCAUACAAGUCUUCCCAGUCAUGUCCUCCAGGAAAGUGUCCCCCAUACCUACCCCCUUAAAUGUCUCCCCCACCCCUACCCCCUUAAUGGUGUCCCCUGCCCCAUCCUCCAAAAAAGUGUCCCCUGCCCCUACUCCCUUAAAUCUCUCCCCUGCCCCUACCCCCUUAAUGGUGUCCCCCACAACUGCACCCCGUAGCAUUCUAAAGAAUACUACUACUUUUGUCAAGGUGGACGAAACCUCACCCACCACGAAAGGGCCAGAGGACAAGGUUGAGAGCCUUGCUACUGUCAGGGCCGACCAGGUUUCUCCCACUGCGGUUCCUGUGAAAGUCUCCCCCACCGUGGACCCCAUGAAAGUCUCCCCCACCAGCAGAGGCCCUUUAGAGGACAAGCUGGAGGUGGGGAGUGUUACCAUAGUCAAAGCCAGCCCGGACAGUCAGAUGGAGUUCUCUGUGGUGCGUAUGGCUGAGGUAGAAAAGGAGGAGGAAGAGGAGGAGCCUGCUGUGGCUCAGAGCCCCCCAGAGGAGGGGAAGGAUGACGAGGUGGAGAUGGAGGACAUAAAGGACUGUCGG